Messenger RNA from Carassius gibelio (silver crucian carp), 1643 nucleotides. It is a transcript of the gene dipk2b, whose product is annotated as divergent protein kinase domain 2B. Lineage: Eukaryota; Metazoa; Chordata; Actinopteri; Cypriniformes; Cyprinidae. The record is from RefSeq and is a predicted model, not a curated record.
AUGACGACAAGGGAUACAGUCCUGGCUGGGAUAUGGUCAGAAAUCUGGACAUUGUCCCUCAUAUUAGCAUUUGGUACUCCAGACCCCUUACCAGCACCCCAAGAGAAACUCCUUGACUUCAGAAGAGUCUUCUUGGGGGGGAUCUCACAAUAUCUAAUCAUUGAUCUGAGUGAGCAUAUGUCUAAUCUCUCCUCAGCAGAUGUGCGCUCGUAUGAGGGAAACUUUACAGACAGCACAGCAGGCUGGAGACCUGUGGUGCUGUCCUACGUGAUGUCUCCUCACCUGCACCAGAUAUCAGACAAUAGCAUUUGCACCUCAGUAGGUAAAGGGAAAUCCUGCAGCAUUGAAGCUGUCCUCAGGGCCACUUCACGCUUCCAGAGUUGGGUCCGCUCCAACCUACUGCUUCCCAGCAUGAUGAAGGGUCCGGUAAACCCGAUGCUGCGCUGUCCAUAUCAGAGGCUGCUGGACCGCAGUGUGGCUGAUGUGGGAAGUGUGCAGAUGAAGCGCUUCAGUGAAAAAGACAAACUCAGGCUUCUUUAUACCCUGAAUGCCAAUUAACAACCUCUCAUACUGCACAUAUAACAAUAAAAUGUUUCCAGACCCUUCCUCUGCUACCAGGGCCCCUGAGGAAAGAUGAUGGUCUGGGCAAGAAGAAAAGCUUUCAGGAGUCUGUUUUCCUCUCCGCUGGAGCGCCGUGCAGACAUUACCUAUCAACUUCUUCACAUUACCCAGAUCCUGAGCUCUAACAGCCUCCAGUUCAAACUCUUCUACACCAAUACCUCAGAGGACAUGUUUGGUACCUUGGAUGAUAGCAGGGUCUUUAUUGUGGAUGCCAGUACCAUAGGAUUUUUUGACUUGCAUGAAGGUCAGAUACCGCCGGAUGAAGACUUGCUACCAGAACAUCAUCUCCGGUCUCGGAUGUCGUGUGAAAGACUUCCUCCGUGUGAAACUGUUCGAGCCGCACAGAGUUUUAUCUUACUUUGCAAACAUGUCAUUAACAAUCUACUUGUGCCUAAUGAUGUGCAGUCAGGUCAUCAAGAAGCGGUCAGUGCACUUGCUAUCUGUGCACAACAAUCUCAGUCUGAGCAAAGAAGAAUUACUACUGUCCAAACCUUUAAAGCCAUUAUGCAGACAUUAAGGCCAUGCAGCUCUCAUAGGUAUCCUGCAUGCCUCAGUAGUGACAGGUUCUAGACUAAAGCAUGAAAAGGAACUGUGAAAUCUCAACAGUAAAUAUCAAGUGUUUCGGUGAUCAUAGCAUAGCUGGCAAACAAACAAUGAGACAUUAGGGAGAAAAAAAGAAAAGGAAACCAGUCUGUUCAAAUUGCAAAAAUUAAAGUCAGAGACAAGACCAGGAACUUCAUCACAAAAGAAGAAUAUUUUAAUUACAAAGACAACUCUGAUUAGUAACCCAAAAACCAUAUCAAUCUUCAUGUUUCUGUACAAUGCUUGCUAAGCAGUUUUAUUCAGGUAUAGAAAAUGUAAAAAGAGAAAUGUUCAAAAUGACAUUACUCCAUAAAUUUUAAUGGCAGGUACUCUUGAAAAAAAAAAAAAAAAUGCAUUCCAUCAACAAAUAUUUUCCAAGCAAUAAAUAUUUAUAAAUAGUGUAAAUUUACAACAAGAUUAGAAAUAUAUAUAUAUAUAUA